Messenger RNA from Aspergillus aculeatinus CBS 121060, 2171 nucleotides. RefSeq names its product Zn(II)2Cys6 transcription factor. Gene Ontology annotation, biological process: DNA-templated transcription. The record is from RefSeq and is a predicted model, not a curated record. The coding region runs from base 6 to 2171 and encodes 721 amino acids. Lineage: Eukaryota; Fungi; Ascomycota; Eurotiomycetes; Eurotiales; Aspergillaceae. Gene Ontology annotation, molecular function: DNA binding; zinc ion binding; DNA-binding transcription factor activity, RNA polymerase II-specific. The transcript is spliced from 4 exons. Gene Ontology annotation, cellular component: nucleus.
GUGACAUGGAGCCAGAAUCUCCGCAGUCGACCAAUGCCGUUCGCCGUAGACCGAACAACUCCCGCCCAUACCGGUCAAAGCGACAUCCGCCGUGCGACGAAUGCCGUCGGAAGAAAUUAAGAUGUCAGGCAGACAGUCACAGCAGCUGCCAGCGGUGUCUGACUGCUGGUUAUCCUUGUUCUUUUGCCUACCCUCUCCACCGACACCCUGGUGCAGCGCUGCCAAGGUCGAGCGUAUCAUCAACACAACAAGUGGCGACCAUCAAUUUUACUCAACCUGAGCAGGUCUCAACGGCUCAGCAAUCACAAUCAGCACAUCUGUCAACUAACUCACCGCCAUUGGACCUGUUUACCCCUGACCCUACGGGUAUUCCUUCGGCUUCUGUCGAUACUCGCGCCCAGACGCCGUAUCCUUCCGUCGAAAGGCACACACACCAAACCAUUCAGACCCUCGAUGGCUUGGAUGGAUUCUCAUACCAAGUUAUUGGCGCUUCGGGAGAGUCAGAUCCGUGGCUGCUGAGGCACUGCAAGUUCAAUGACAAAGGGUUCCUUCUGUCCCACCAAGUGCACUUUCGAAACGCAGGUGGUGUUCCGCUGGAUGAGAAGAUUCCAGUGCAUUUCCUUGUAACCGCCGAUCAGCUCUAUGAGUCCUCAGGACAGAGCCCAGAAUGUCCUAGCUCGAGCCUUACGCGGGAGGAGCUCAAUAGCGUUGUUUCAGAAGAGUGUGGACAGAAGCUAGUGAUUCUUUUCUUUAAGUUCGUGUUCCCAACACUACCAGUUCUGUCCCGCUCGCAAUUCGAUCUCGCAGCAGCUGGUACUGUGCCGGAUCAAAGUACGCUUCAGAGAACACCCGUAUGUCUUCUUGCUGCAGUCUACGCAUCAGCAUUGCCAUUCGCCAAGUUCGACGACUAUCUCUGCCUCAUCUAUGCAUACUCUCUACCUUCAACUGAGCGACUAUGGCACAUGGUCCGAGCACUUGUCUUGCGGGAGGGUCACAAUCCUCGCUUAGCUACAUUACAAGCAGGGAUUCUCUAUCUUCACCGACCAGUCAGUACAACGGAGAGCGCGGUGGCUGACAGUGUGUCGGUUUGGUCUUUUGUCGGUAUGCUCGUGGGUAUUGCAACAUCGCUUGGACUUCAGUUGGAAUGCCGACCGAUGGGUCUGCCCGCGUGGGAGCGGAGAACACGUCGUCGGUUAUGGUGGGCUAUAUACGCUGAAGACAAAUGGCGCAGCUUACUUAUGGGGCGCCCUCCUUACAUCAGAAACGAUGAGUGGGACGUAACGGACUUGGAGGAUGAGGAUUUCUCAGUUUCGGAUAGUCUUCGUGAUGCCUUACAGUCCGCGUCAAACGACGGCAACUCUUCGCAUGAGGUUUGGUAUGCUCAGCCGUUCCAGCAUUUCAUUCGCCUGUCUCGCAUUGCGGAUGAACUGCAACAGUCUUUAUACGCGCUCAGGUCAGCACAGCGUUUAUGCUCUGAUUUUCACGCAACGCUCGAAAUCGCCCGUCCUCUUCUCAAGAAGUUGAAAGAAUGGUCUGAGCACUUACCCAUAUCUCUACGCCAGCACAGUCGUCUUACAAUCACAAUGGAGAGUAUCGCCUCACAAUCCAGCUGCCUUCGUUUUGCCUGCAUCCUCUUAGAAGUUUUCGUUUUUCGCGCCUUACUGCGACCGAUGGUUCGCUCUGCCGCUCCGCCGCCCUUGUAUGAGGAAACCCACGAGAUACCUGGUUUCGCUGGUCAGUUCGACGACCUCAUUAAUCAACUAUUUGAAAUGGACGAAUUUGAGCCAUCGUUGGCGAUUGAUUUGUCAGAUGAGAAUGGAAGUGGCAGUGCGGUGCUCCAAGCAGCCGAAAGUUGUGCAGCAAAGGUGCUCCGUACGGUUAUGCGACUAGGCUAUGGGGAUAUGUCAGGUUUUUGGUACUCAUGGUCCCGUAUCGGCUUUGCGACCGUCUCGAAUUUCCUGAUCCUUCUUCUAGUGCAGGCACCGACAAAAGACCACGGUCUUCGCGCCAAGCGUCUUGUAGACCUCUGGCGGGUCGCACUGCGAAAUCAGAGUAAAAGUUCCUCAGUGGUUGGUCUCGGGCUUGUUAGGCUGGAGGCAGCGCUGUGGGCCGGGCUGAGUAGAAAUUACUACCUGCCGAGGCAUGUCAAGGAGAUUCUCGAGAGACGGUAG